This is a messenger RNA of Quercus lobata, 1286 nucleotides long. Its product is annotated as ubiquitin-conjugating enzyme E2 variant 1B-like. The record is from RefSeq and is a predicted model, not a curated record. The transcript has 5 exons. The coding region runs from base 172 to 651 and encodes 159 amino acids. NCBI's taxonomy places the organism in Eukaryota, Viridiplantae, Streptophyta, Magnoliopsida, Fagales, Fagaceae.
GAAGUGUAGAGAGGGAGGAAAUUGAGAGACUUUUUUGUGAUGUGAGCAGUGCGAAAGAGUAGUUGGAUUUCUCUUCCAAUCUUUAUAACAACCCAUUUCUCUCUCUCUCUCUCUCUCUCUCUCUCUCUUUCUUUCUCUACAAUUCAGAAACCCUAGCUAGCUGUGGCUCAAAUGGGCUCUGAGGGAUCCAGUGUUGUCGUUCCUAGGAAUUUCAGAUUACUAGAAGAGCUCGAGAGAGGUGAAAAAGGAAUUGGGGAUGGAACUGUCAGCUAUGGAAUGGAUGAUGCGGAUGAUAUCUAUAUGCAAUCAUGGACAGGGACUAUUAUUGGUCCCCCAAAUACUGUUCAUGAAGGGAGAAUCUACCAGUUGAAACUGUUUUGUGGGAAGGAUUAUCCAGAUAACCCACCAACUGUUAGGUUCCAAACCCGGAUAAACAUGACUUGUAUCAAUCAGGAAACUGGAGUGGUUGAACCUAGCCUAUUUCCAAUGCUUGCUAAUUGGCAAAGGGAGCAUACAAUGGAGGAUAUAUUGACUCAACUAAAGAAAGAAAUGAUGUCUCCCCAAAAUCGGAAGCUAGCUCAGCCUCCUGAAGGAAAUGAAGAGGGAAGGACGGAUCAAAAGGGUCUGGUGCUGAAAUGUUGUAUUAUGUGAGUCAGGUGAGGUAUGAAUGAAUAUGAUAAUGUAAAUAAAUAUAUACAUCGGAUGAAUACCUAUUCAUAGGGCACUGCAUUUGAAAAUGUAAUGAAGGACCACUCUCAUAUGGAACCUACCUAUUCAUGGGCCAAUGCAUUUGAAAAUGUAAUUAAGGACCGCUCACAUAUGGAACCUUGAGCGGUUCGAGAGAUUGUCAUGUCUUCCCAUUUUCUCUGAUAUUGCAUUUUUGUAAUGUAACUUAGGACUGUUUCCUGCUGGAAGCCUGGAAACCUUGAAUUGUCAAUCUAUGAGUCCCCUUAUCAUUAAUCAUCUCUCUCUCUCUCCCUUUGGGUUGCCUAUGAUGCCACAUAAAAUUGCACUUUUAGAGCUUGAUGUAAGCCUUCAAGGCAUGUGUGUGUGUGGGGUCUAUGAUACCGCAUAGAAUUGAACUUUGUUUAUCAAAAAACAUAGAAUUGUACUUUUAGAGCUUGAUGUAGCCUUCAAGGCAUAUGGGGGUGUGUGGUCUAUGAUACCACAUGGAAUUGUACUUUUAGAUCUUGAUGUAGCCUUCAAGGCCUUGUGCAUGAGGUAGCUUUCAUAACACAGUUGUAACACUUUUUUCCCCCUAAAUCAACGUGAUUAUCUGAUUUUAA